Molecule: messenger RNA, 2059 nt
Organism: Pieris napi
Lineage: Eukaryota; Metazoa; Arthropoda; Insecta; Lepidoptera; Pieridae
Gene: Amph
Product: myc box-dependent-interacting protein 1
Exons: 10
Coding region: 132-1523 (463 amino acids)
Cellular component (GO): plasma membrane; cytoplasm
Molecular function (GO): protein binding; phospholipid binding
Source: RefSeq, a predicted model, not a curated record
UAAAUUUUCAGUUCGUAAUUUUACAGCCUUUGGAUUUUGACGUGUAAUCCGUGAGACAACACUGCAACGAAAUUGGUUGUAGUUUUAUAGUGCAUAAAAUAAAGACAAUUGGUAAUGAAACAGUGAUAAAAAUGGCAGAAAGUAAAGGUGCGUUAAUAGCGAAAACAGUGCAAAAACACGCCGGAAGGGCAAAAGAAAAGUUAUUGCAAAACUUGGGCAAAGUAGACAGGACCCUCGAUGACAUAUUCGAAGAGCACCUUCAGAAUUUCAACAGGCAGCAUCAGCAGGCAGUUCGGCUUCAAAAGGAAUUCAACAAUUAUAUAAGAUGUAUACGUGCUGUUCAAACUGCGUCCAAAUCCCUAAUGGAGGCAAUCACAGAGGUGUACGAGAGCGGGUGGUCAGGCCACGACCUGCUGUACGUCCAAGCCCAGAACAUGGAGAUGCUGUGGCAGGACUUCUCGCACAAGCUCGGAGAUCAAGUUCUGAUACCGCUCAACACGUACUCCAACCAGUUUCCUGAAGUCAGGAAAAAAAUAGAAAAGCGUGGUCGCAAGUUAGUGGACUAUGACGGUCAGAGGCAUAGUUUCCAGAACCUGCAGUCCAACGCUGCCAAGAGAAGAGACGACGUCAAGGUGACGAAGGGCCGUGAGCAGCUGGAAGAGGCGAAGCGAACAUACGAGAUCCUCAACUCGGAGCUCCACGACGAACUGCCAGCGUUGUUCGACUCGCGUGUGUUGUUCUACGUGAACAAUUUGCAGACAUUGUUCUCGGCGGAACAAUUGUUCCAUUCGGAAAGUUCCAAGGUGUUCUUAGAACUAGAGGCAAUAACGGACAAGUUGGCAACGGACUCCCAACGCGGUUCAUACAAGAAAUCCAACAACGUGAAGUCAGCCACGCUCACUUCCCACAACGGGAACCCUCCUUCACCCACCAAUGUGCAAAUGUGUGUAGCGCCUUCCCCCCCUUCGCCCCGGGCGGAUACCCCGUCGACGCCGGAAAAGGAUUCGCCAGAAACGCCCCGCGCCUCGCCCGAAACGCCUCGAGAGAAGGAAUCGCCGCAAGGAUCGCCCCUUCUGCCUUCCACAGUCAACGGACACGCGGAUAAUGACACGAAAGACGACAAAAAAGUCGAGCAAUUAUACGACAUUCCAGUCGGUUUACCGGCCACUGAGGCGGUGAAUAAUAACGUGGAAGAGAAGAAGAAAGAGGAGAAAGAACCGGUAGAUGAAAAAGAGACGGUAGACGGGAAAGAGACAGACAAUCGUGUGAAGAGUGACGAUGUGUAUGACAUACCCGUUGGGGCAACACUAGCGGGUCUGCCAGCGGGCACGUUGUACCGAGUACGUGCGACGUACCGCUAUACGCGUGAAGAUAGCGACGAGCUCUCCUUCGAAGUUGGGGACACCAUUCGCGUCGUGGAGUACGACGAUCCGGAAGAACAGGAGGAGGGUUGGUUGAUGGGAAUAAAAGAGACAACAAACGAGAAAGGCAUGUUCCCGGCUAACUUCACUCGGCCCAUUUGAGCCCCCAGUCGCCUGUCGCCAUUUCUCGCAUAAACCUUUGUCUACGGAGUAUUUCGUCAAUCUAAAGUUUGCAAAAUUCCCAAAUUAAAUCACCCUUUCUGUAUGCUGUCGAUCACUGGUCCAAAAAUAUAGUUUAUUAUUUACUAAACUGUUUAUUAUCGAAAUACUCGAGUACUUCCCGAGUUGAGUCCCGAUUUCGUUGUCUUCGAGAUGUAGCGAGUAGUCUUUGAGAAUUAUUAGAUUAUAUUUAUCGGUGUUGUAUUACAACGAAUUAUUUAUUAUGAAGUGACGUAUGCAGAGUGUAAUCGAUUUUGUAAACCUUUUACUAACUGGAAUAUAAAAUCAUUUGUUAUUCGUAUUUUUAACCAAAUAUAAUUUUUAACAUUUAAAAUUUACAACUUCCGACAUAUCUUUCACUUUUGAUACAUUUGUAUUAAGGAACGGACAAUGUCUGAACAAAUUGCUCAGUUGAAAAAGUGACCUUAUUCAUUGAUAAUAUUAUUUAUUAAUUGUAUAAAAUAAUUAUUAAGAAUGUA